AUGGGUUGGCUGAGUAAGAUUCUUAAAGGUUCGUCUUCUUGUCCUUCUCCUAAAUCUAAAAGGAAAUCUCGCUGCAACUGCCAUGACCACACCGGAAGCUCGACAAUGGACGCGGAUUAUGCCGAGGACGAUUCACCCGAAAACUCUGAGAAUGCAGAACUAGAUUGCUUGACUACCCGAUCCCAGUCAGAAGCAGUCAGUGAGGAAGGUGAAGAGUGUGAUCCAGAGGAUGAAAAUGAGGAAUUUGCCGAAGAUGAAAGACUAGCGUUGGCGCUUCAACAGAAUUUGAGUCUAGAAGGUCGUCCUCAGCAUGUUAUGGCAACCAUAUUCCAGCCCACUCCCUCCUUUUACUCUCCUAAUCAGAGAAGUUGUGUGACAUGCCAUGAAGAGAUUAAUGAAGAGCAAUGUUUCAGUUGCACGAACGCUUUCUGGCCUACUUCAGGAUGCUUUCAAGGCCAGACAAUUAAUUUGCCUUUUGCAAACUAUGAGGAGAAUUCCAGUUGGCCUCGUCCUCGCAUCGAGUCCUAUUAUGACAUUCAUCGUUGUCCAAAAUGUGAUGUUUGCAAGAAACCAGUAAGCCUAGACUCUUCGGGCAGUCCUCUAUAUGAAGUAUCACCAAUAUGGGGCCAAACGUACUGCAUCAAGCAUCGACGCGAUGGGACUGCUACAUGUUUUACCUGUAACCGACUAGAGCCAUUUGGAGCUGAAUAUUCUUGGCUCAGUGAUGGUAGGAGAAUAUGUUCAGACUGUCAAAGGUCGGCAAUUACGAGUCUAAGUGAAUGCCAGCCUCUUAUUGUCGAAAUACAAAAUUUUUACGAGGGAUUAGACAUGAAAGUGGAGCAGGAGAUUCCAUUCAAAUUGGUUGACCUCAAAGCCCUGAAUGAGAAUGGACCGGGAAAGUGUGUGGGGUUGACAAGGUCAUUUGAACUGCCUCUUCAAACGAUCAUCUCGACCCCAGUGUUUGGACCUGGCAACGAGCUGACUGAAAUCGUAACAGAGCCACAUAAACUCGUCAGUUAUAAAGAGGUGGUAGACAUAAAGGUUUUGAGGGACACCCCCAGGUUAUAUACGGGUAUGAACCUUGCCCAUGAGAUGAUGCAUGCGUGGCUUGCACUCCACGGUUCUUAUUUAAAUAUUCGCCGGCGUUGCGAGCUUGGCUAUCUGGGCAAUGAAAGUGGUAAGAUUCAUGAGGGUCUCUGCGAAGUUAUGGCCCAUAUAUGGUUGGAUACAGAGAUCCAUGCCAUGUCUCGAAGUGAGUACAUUUCGUCUUCUCGGGACGUCUUUGAGGAGAAACUUGCACACCAUCUGAAGCGUAUGAUGGAGCUAAACCGCGAUCCAACCUAUGGAGAUGGAUUUCGAAUGGUGCACCGUGCAGUCUCCAAGUAUGGACUCAAGGGAACUCUUGAUUAUAUCCGAAUGACUGGGGGUUUUCCCAGGUAAUUUAUGUAGUCAUGUUUUGCACAUUUUUCAAUCAUUGCUAACGCUACUGCCCAAAUGAAUGGAGGCACAAAAUGUGGCAUUAUUUAACCUUGAUAUGCAUGUCACUUUUGCCGCCUCUAUUGGAUUUAGAGGCAACAAUAUGCUUAUCAGGAGUGCUUUGGUCGAUCGGUAAACAUAAUCAUGUUAGUGAUAUGCUCUAGAGUCUGGUUUAUAUAUUUGGAUAAUUCUUUUAAAUGACAAUAAAGUUUAUU
Punica granatum (pomegranate) is the source of this 1691-nucleotide messenger RNA. The record is from RefSeq and is a predicted model, not a curated record. Lineage: Eukaryota; Viridiplantae; Streptophyta; Magnoliopsida; Myrtales; Lythraceae.